Molecule: messenger RNA, 294 nt
Organism: Striga hermonthica
Lineage: Eukaryota; Viridiplantae; Streptophyta; Magnoliopsida; Lamiales; Orobanchaceae
Source: the annotation of a GenBank genome assembly
AUGCUUGCAGGAAAAGCGGCGGAGAAAGAUGAGAAAAGGCGCGACGGCGGCGAAAAGCGGGAAGAAGAAGAGUGUGACCUUCGUGGCUGCUCGAAGCUGGUGGAGAUCACCUCACUUGAGAAGUUCUUUCAAGAGAGAAUCAAGAUCGGCGAGUCGGUGACCAUCUCCCGCGACAAGAACAAGAUCACCGUCACCGCUAAUUCGAACUUGUGGGUGUAUGUGGUUUCUUACCUUCUGUGGCAGGGGUUCAGUGUGGACGUGGGAUUUAGGAUGAGAAUGUAUGGUUGUUACUGA